Molecule: messenger RNA, 769 nt
Organism: Mesoplodon densirostris (Blainville's beaked whale)
Lineage: Eukaryota; Metazoa; Chordata; Mammalia; Artiodactyla; Ziphiidae
Gene: MRPL52
Product: mitochondrial ribosomal protein L52
Exons: 5
Coding region: 29-403 (124 amino acids)
Biological process (GO): mitochondrial translation
Cellular component (GO): mitochondrial large ribosomal subunit
Molecular function (GO): structural constituent of ribosome
Source: RefSeq, a predicted model, not a curated record
CGCCCACUUCCGGCUUCUGCGCCUCAGCAUGGCUGCUUUGCGUUUACUGCUGUUUACAGGUGUCCGGAGGCUGCACUGCGGCGCCGCGGCUCGGGCGGGCAGUCAGUGGCGACUCCAGCAGGGUCUUGCUGCCAACCCCUCCGACUACGGGCCCCUUACGGAGCUUCCAGACUGGUCUUACGCGGAUGGCCGCCCUGCUCCUCCAAUGAAAGGCCAGCUUCGAAGAAAAGCCCAAAGGGAAAAGUUUGCAAGACGAGUUGUACUGCUGUCACAGGAAAUGGAUGCUGGAUUACAGGCAUGGCAGCUCAGGCAGCAAGAGAAGUUACAGGAAGAAGAAAGGAAGCAGCAGAAUGCUCUUAAACCCAAAGGGGCUCUACUGCAGAACCCACGACCAAGUCAAUAAAAAGCAACUCCUGUCUCCCCUGGCCUGGCUCUGGCUUUCUUUUCUAUCACCUAGAUGUGUCAUCCCAGCCAGAAGAAAGUCUUUAUGUUCCCCAUCUGUCUUCAGGGCAAAAGAGGAUGGACACCAGGAAGAAGAGGCUGUAAGAUCACCGCCUGGAAGUGUUGGCACAGUGCCCUCACCACAGCUCCAUUCCGGUUCAGCAGAAUCUUGCUCGGGGGUAUUGACCCCCUCUUUUGCAGGCUAUAGGACUGGCUCUGCAAACAUGAAAAAGUUUUCCUGGCUUUAGCCACACACUCAAGCCUUUAACAGCCCAUACACAGUUCAGGCCUCAUGCAGUUACGCAUUAAUAAAUGUUUUGAUGAAAAA